Messenger RNA from Lactuca virosa, 1689 nucleotides. NCBI's taxonomy places the organism in Eukaryota, Viridiplantae, Streptophyta, Magnoliopsida, Asterales, Asteraceae. The record is from the annotation of a GenBank genome assembly.
AUGAAAGAAACAAUCUCUGAGAAACUUGAGAAAUAUUUCUUUAACCUUCAAUAUGAAGAUUAUGAUAAGGCUGACCAAAAACUUAUUCAGCUUUUAUCUUUAGAAACUGAAGAAUGCGAAGAAUUGUAUCAAAAAGAACCCAAACUUUUUGAUCAAUAUUUUAGAAUGACUAAAAUAGAUGAACCUGAUACUGAAUCAGAACAAGAAGAUAACUUUAAAACUAAUACAAAGACUGUUAAGUUCGAAUAUUCAGAUAUGGAAGAUGAUGAAGCAGAAUCUUCUUAUACACCGCAAGAAGAAGCAAUAAAAAGAAAUAUGAGUUCAAAAUGCCUGUCCACAAUGGUAUUCCAGAUAGUAGCAAAGGACCCAAUACGAUCAAUACAAACCCAGAUGAAUUUGAGAAAAGCAAAAAAUGUUCUUCUACUUUUAGAACACAAAACUGAUGGAAUUGUGCAAAAGUUCCUAAGAAACAAUAAUUGGAAUGAAGAUUUGCAUGGUUCAGAUCUUUUUGAUAAUCUCAUAAAUGUCAUAUACACUACUUUCUUAGGUCUUGAUUAUAUUUCUAAUAAAGACUUUACCAUUAAUAAGAAAGUUGACGUAGCAAGAGUUUCAAUGACAAAACUCCAAUUACAUGAUAUUAGUCUUCUCGACAAAUACACAUGUAUGUAUGAAUCAUAUCUAUAUGAUAUUCCCCAGAGAAGUGAAUAUGCACAAUGGAUAUCUGCUUAUCUCAUGAAAAUUCCAAUUAUUGGAGAAAUCUGUACUGAAAGAUGGAAAAAAGAAGCUACUGGAGAAAUCCAGCAAACCAGUCUUUCUUAUGCAACAAAAAUUGCAAAGGAAGAAAUUGAUAGAAUCUGUCAAGACAGAUAUAAACAACAAAAGCUCAAAACAAUAAGUAAAGAUUGUUGUAGCAUUCUCUCUGAUUUCAAAAACUUUGAUAUUGGAAGAAAAACUUAUACUAAGAAAAAGUAUAAAAACAAAAAGAAAUACAAAUCUUUCUGGAAGAAGAAAAGAAGAAAAUUUUCACCAGGAAAAUACUUCAAAAAACCUUCAAAAGAAUCACCUAAGAAGACUACUUCCUGUCCACAAGGAAAGAAAAAAUGUAGAUGUUGGAUCUGCAAUGAAGAAGGACACUAUGCCAAUGAAUGUCCAAAUAGAAAAAAAUACCCUGACAAAGUCAAGGUUUUACAAACCGCUAAUAAUGGAGGAUAUGAAGCUCUUGAAGAAGAGUAUGAAGACACAGGUGCAUCUUUAUGUCUUGCAAGCAAAUUCAUCAUUCCGGAUGAGCUCUGGGAAAAUGCUCCCAAAGAAAUUAGUGCCACUAUUGCAAAUGGUGAAACCAUAAUGAUAAAUAAAGUUACAGAAGCCUAUAGCAAAGGAAAACCAGGUUUUCUUAAAACUCAAGAAAAAGGCUCUAAAGAAAAACAAAUUCCGGGUACUAAUAUAACCCAAGAAGGAAUUAAUGAAGAAAGGAUUAUUUCUAUUCAAACUACCAGGUUCAAACAGAUUGAAGAUCUUCUUGAAAAAGUUUGUUCUGAAAAUCCUAUUGAUCCAGAUAAAACCAAAGGAUGGAUGAAAGCUUCAAUUAAGCUCAUUAAUCCCAAAACGGUUAUUAGAGAAAAACCUAUGGUUUACUCUCCACAAGAUAGAGAAGAAUUCUCCAAAAAAUCAAGGAAUUACUUGAUAUGA